AUGGAGACCAAAACGUCGCCUCGUCUUGGCAAGUGGGUGGUCUGCCUGCUUGCCUUCAUGAUUCUCCACCAUGGCGCGUUCUCUACGUUUUCCGAAUCAAAGUCUCUCCAGGUCAUCAAGCGUCACCACAAUUUCUCAGAACUGGAAGUUUCUGAUGCAACUUCGGACUGGAAGAAUGGAGGAAACGAAAUCAGUUUUACGCAAACCUACCGCGAGGGGGAGAUAUGGUUUGGUCUGCUACACUUCGAGUACGUCAUCAACGCGUCGACUACGAUGUCUCUCGCCUUCAAAUCGAUGGCUCAGUACAUCUACACCGCGCCAUUCCUCACGUCACUCUUCUCGUCUAACGCCUGGCUGAAGUACUCGACACUCGAUUUUGUCGAUAAACAAGCCCUCGUCCGCAAACUUGCGAAAAUCGCAAAGGCUACUUCCGUCGUCUCUCAAGAGGCUACGGCAAACAGAGUGGCCGAGGUUUUCGCCGACUUGCUCCUGAAGAGAGUGACGACGCGCUUCUCACGGAGAUUUGGUGCGGGAAGAAGGCAAUAUCGUCAAAUGCGAGCGGAACUCAUCGAGCUUAUUCGAGGCACUACGGCCCCCACCGACGCUGCAGAAGUUGUUCUAGGCAACAACACCCAGACCAUGUUUACGUGGGUUGACUCUCUCAAGAAGAAUCCCUUCGCGACAGUGAAAAACGUCGUUGCCCACGCCUUUGAGAACGGCCUGAGAGGCUUCUCUGGGAUGCUGGAAUGGGAGGUGAACCAAGGGUGCUUCGCUGUCUCGCAGCAAGCGCGCAAUGUCUUGCCCUUCACGAACCUUUUUCCAGGUGGGAUUUUGGGGCGAAUUAUGCAAAAGAUGAUGCGGUCGUACGUCAUCUUUUUCCAUCCCGUCCUGGCAAACUUCAAGGGCCUCCUAUCUCUCUUCCUCGGCGUCCUCUGCAAGGUGCGGCUGCCGCAGCUGAUCAACGCGAUCUUUUCUGCGAUCUUCCGGGCCAAGCGUCGGGUAGGACGCUUCCUCAACAAGUUCAUUUCGAAGGUCAUCGGUCUGCGAAAAGACAUCACGGGGCAGUUGCUGCUCGAGGACAUGGUCAAGGGCUGGGGCGCCGUCAUGAUCACGUUGCUGUUCCAGCUGCAUGCCGUGAAUAUCGACUCGAUUACGCGCCGCGGAGAAAAUGUCGAGUCAGCUCUGCCAGCCGGUCCCGGCGUGUGGGCCCUGGCUGACGGUCUCUUCCUCGGUGUGAAGGACUUUGCUCAAGUUUUCAAGGACUACGUCCAGAGAUACCUGCAUUUGUCCAUCAGCAUCUACACGUACUGCAUGGAGGAAAGACCCGCAUACUUCUCGGAAGCCGAGCUCGCCGACUUCUACAACGGCGAAAAUCCUCAAGUACCUGCGCGUGAACGGCUGUUGAGAUGGUGUGAAAAAAACCGGGGCUACCUUGCUGAGCUGGAGCGAAACCACGUCGGGAUGACUGAGAACUUCGUGGCACACAUGGUCAAGACUCUGAAGAUGGACUUCAAGUACUUUGAGGGCUACUUGUCGAAUAUCAUGUCCAUGUUUUACGAGUACACAUUUUCGAUUCUUGAGAGCGAUAUCGUCAGCGCCAUUAACGCGAACCAGGGCCGUGUCUCUUAUCAAGUCGAACUCGAGGCAGUCUUGAGACGGCGCCAGCAGGCCACUCCUCCCCCCAGAGACGCAGAUAUGCCGCGCGCGAUGUUCCGUAAACCGUGGAUGAAGGUCGCCGUCCGCGAACUGGCGCACGGAUUCUUCCAUGCGGCUGCCGGUCUGUCGCUGCACUCUCUACUUGGAGGCCAGGACGCGGGCGACCAGGCUGUCAUUGAGAAGUCGUUCAACCGUCUCUUGGACGGCGCGAAGCUCAUUCGAUCCUCUCUGUCGACUAUCUUGGGCCGCUUCCUGAACAGCCAAGCUAUUAUUGUCCGCGCGCAGGAGCAGACUACUCGCAUGAGGAUGUUUGAAUUCAUCAACACCUGCCAGAAUCCCGACGAUCCCAACCACCGCGACGCGUGUGGCAUGAACGUAACGACCCACAUCGACGAGGUCAAGUUCGUCAGCAAGUCGUUGCUCUCGCUGAACAUCGGUAUCGUGACCGACUCGAGGGAUCUUCUCCUCUCUGAAUUUCUGCAGACCGACCAGACGAAAAAGAUUGUGGACCCAACAGUGGUGUUUGCACAAUGGGAAGCGUGGCUGCGACAGAAGGGAUACAGACCCGAUGGCAAGGGAAAGGAGUAUCUGUUGUACGCGGAACAGAUUGACGAAAGGGGCAAAUCCAUGGCAUUUUCUGACACAUUGAGCAAGACGAUGCAAGACAGACUACGCUUCACGAGGUUCGACCAAGAGGACGCAGCCAGUCUGCGACUGUUUGACGUCAACGGACGCUCUGUGAUUUUCACACCCAAAAACUCUCAGCAAAUGUUCGACCGUCUCAGACAAAUUCACCCGGACCCUCUCGAUGCUCCCGCAGUCUUCGAAGUCAUUGAGCUCAACGAGGGUGUUCUGCGUUUUAGCCAGAACCCUGGAAUUCCUUUCGAGGGCGCACUAAACUACGUUGACGAUCGCAAGGAGCUUCGCAGCAUCCAUCAAGAUCCGCUUGCCAUCAAGGAGCUCCUCGUGUCGCAGUUGAUGAGUAUCAAGUCCCGCCUCAGCGCUGAAAUGACGGCUACCUUGAUGAUGGUGCUUCACCGAUACACGCCAUCGUUCCACAGACACAGCUUCUCGACAUUCCUUCAGUACAUGACCCCGAAAAUGUUUUUCGAUGCUCUCUUGGCGUUGGCUGACUCGUAUGAGCAGCAAGCCGAAACCGGUGUGCAACUUGAGCGCCGACUGUACAGCUUCCCUGUGAGCUUCCAGACGUUCAAGGAGGUGGUGUUUAAUUCGAUGAACACCAUGGUGCUUCGUAUGCAUUCGCUGGAUACCGCCGAUACACUGUCGAUCUUCGUCGUCGGUCUCAUCCACUACGCGUACCAAAAGAUCCAGAAAAACAGGACGGGAAAGACACUCGUCAUGAAUCACUUUCAGAGGGGGUUGCUGCACAUCAUGCAGACCAUCCAGGCGGAUACCUUCCGCGAAAAGUUCCCUGAGUGUGGCUUCCUCCUAGAAGACAAUGCGGAGAUCGACGACGUUGUGGGGCUUAAGUGCGCGCUCUUCCGCUUCUUGAAGCUGCGUUCUCUGCGCCUGCCGGAGCGGGAUGUUGCCCCGGGCGAAGAAGUCUCGCAGAUGACGCUGCCUAUGGUCCGCGCGUACCUGAAUGGCGCAGUGGAGUACCUUGACAGACAGCGAACGACCCAGACUUCAUGGGCACAGUUCCUGAACUACAAAAGCUUGCACGAGACCUCGGAUCUCUACAAAGAAACCGCAGGCGCGUAUAACUACGAAGAGCUGGAGCGCCUCAUCAAGACAGAGCCAGUCGUUGAUAUGGAGGUGCUGACGCAGCUGAGAUCCAUGAUGGAUCCCUCUUUGGGUAGCAUCAUUCCGCCCCGAGGCACAGAAGGAACAGCCAACGUCCUCAGAAACAUCUUGGAUAACAUGAAGAACCUGUCGAGCGGCAUGCGCCACAAGCUUCGCAAGGCCAUGGGUCAGCUGAAGGGCCGCGUGCUCAGCAUUGCCGGGCAUUCAAGCGUUCCAAAGGCGCUCAGAUUCGUUAACGUCAUCAACGGGAACCACUUCUUCGGCGCGCUGGAGCAUGGAGAAUUCAGAGCAUUCCCCGACACACAGAUGCCGCCAGAAGACUUCCUCAAGGCCGCCGACUUGGCUGUCUACGGGAGGACACUUCUUGUCCUCGAGAGUGUGCCGCUGUACCUCGAGCAUCCCAAGCAGAUGAGCGAUAUCGUCUCUCAGAUGCGCGUAAUUCCAUUCGUUUCUCCGGAGUGUCAAGAGUUGUUCUCGGAAAUCGAGGCGAUGGUGAGGCAGAUGAGCCAUGAAGACGUGAGGGCUGCGGCGGGCUGGCUGCUUUCGUUCAACAUCGGCAAGGGCCUGACAGGCAGCACCGUCGCUCUCGCCCUUCUGGCGCUGGCCGGCGUCCCCUCCGCAAAUUCGCAAGUUAGCCACCAAGAGAAAGUCGGGAUUCUCAAGGUGAUGGACGCCGACACGCUUCGGUUUAUCAAGAAGAUCCUCGUGAUGCCCACGGUUUUCAGACAUAUGGCAGCAAUCCCGGAUGAGCAAGCGAAGGAGCUAUUCCGCUUCUCUCCCAAGGCGUCCUUGAUGGCGGUGUACCGUGCGGCCGUUAAAUAUUUGCCACUGCGAGAGUCUGUUACUGUGGUGGAUGCGAUCGCGAAUAUUAUUGAUUCAAGGAUCCCUCAACUGGUGCAAAUGCAACUGGGCCGCGUCGAAGAGCUGCCCGGCGAGACACUCCAGGAGGCGAUUUGCCGCACUUUGAUCGACGGGAUUAGGAACGAGCUGGGAGUUUCCUUGGAAGAGGCUCUAAAGUACUGGAGUCGCUCACAAAUUAUGCUGGAUAAGCGCCUUCCUGCGGCCUGCAUCCUUAUGAUUAAUCUCAAGGUCAUGCGCGAAAAGCGCCAGCACGAGACAACUGUGCGUGCCCUCAUUGACGCAAUGUAUUACAACGGCACACCCUUGAUGGAAUACCUGAACUUCAUUGCAAAUAAAGGCGCUAAUGAAUAUGAGCGCCACAAGCAGCUUGAACGCAUCGGCCCUGUCAUGUCGAUGCUGCACGUCGCAGCUGUCAGCGGCUCCCUGCAACUGGACGCAGCGUUCGUGGGAUACAACGGCGAGACUGAAAUCUUAACGUUCCACUCGCGUAGGACUACCCGUGUACCAGAGACUCCGAUCCUCAACGCCUGUCUCCAAGCCACAGCCAAGAUCAUGAACCCUAAAGAGCCGAAGCCCGAACUCUUUCAACUCAACCUGAGCAGCUACUUUUUCGCCGAAUGGCUCCGAUUCUUGGAGCCUAGCCGCCUCCAGGCAUACGCUGAAGCAUAUCGAACGGCGGGAGGAUUCCAAGACAUCAGCUACGACACCCUCAGAAAUCUUAGCUCGGUGUACUCUUACUAUGAUCUUGGAGACUACGCUUACUCUCUUCGACAGAGGUCUCUCUAUCCACCUGCGGAGAUAGUCAAGCAAGCAAGCUUUUCGCUGGCAUCGGGGGACAAAACUAUUGACGGCUACGGCAUGGCGAUGCUCAUGAACGAUUUGGCAGAACGGGUGAAGAAGGCGAAGAUAUCGUGCUACGAAGAAGCUCUCAACGACUACGCGGAGUACACACAGAAAAGCCGCAUGGCACAGGAAAUGACGAAGAUAGACUGUGUUCAUAGCCGCCUGAUGGACUUAGGCUCACUCGGUUUCUCUGCUGCAUCUCUCACUGCCGAGCAAACAACCAGAAUUAUCGACUCUCUAGACAAUGUCAUGGCGGCUAAAUGCGAAGAGAUGUACACCGCUCUUACUGGCUCGACAGUUGACGUCCAUAAGCUCAAGGAGCAGGCAUGGACAUAUCUGACGCUCCCCCACAUUUCCAUGAACAAUUCCUCACGCCUCAGGUCUGUUGCCACCAUGCUACAUGGUCUUGUUCUCGACAUUGUGGCGAAGCGUCCGUGGAACCAGGUUUCAGAUAGAAUUGCGGAGGAAAGGGCUCGGCAGGUUUGGGAACGCGUGGGCGACAUAUCCCACAGGACUCCGGUAUACUCGUCGCAGGAGCGUCCCUAUCUCUUCAACCCGUACGGCAUCGUCAUGGAUUUUCUCUUAUACGUCAAAACAAACAAGGUUCAGAAAUUUCGGCUGCCAAAAUUGUUGCUUCUGAAGCGGGCCAGAAUUUUGGUGAAGCUGCCGUUCAUGAAGAGGAUGACCCCCCCGGGUUUGGUAGACUACAAAGAGACGGCUGCAGACUUGAAGGACGCCUUCUUUGCGCCGUAA
Molecule: messenger RNA, 5877 nt
Organism: Besnoitia besnoiti
Lineage: Eukaryota; Apicomplexa; Conoidasida; Eucoccidiorida; Sarcocystidae
Product: rhoptry neck protein RON3
Exons: 21
Coding region: 1-5877 (1958 amino acids)
Source: RefSeq, a predicted model, not a curated record